AUGACGGUGCGUGUUUCUCCGGAUACACUGGUGUUCUCCAAGGCCCGGGAGAAGAAGACAUUUAGCGUGUCGGUGAGCAGCCACCACGUGGAUGAACAAGAAUCCAUGGAGGGAAGCCUGAGCUGGGUUUCCGAGAAACACGUGGUGAGGAGCCCGAUCGUCGUCUCCCUUCGAGUCGGUGGUCCUACUCCCCUGCGAUCACCAUGA
Molecule: messenger RNA, 207 nt
Organism: Triticum turgidum subsp. durum (durum wheat)
Lineage: Eukaryota; Viridiplantae; Streptophyta; Magnoliopsida; Poales; Poaceae
Source: the annotation of a GenBank genome assembly